GUUACUUUAUAUGAAAAGCCUUACAGAUUAUGCCGCCAUCUUCAUCAACCCUCGCAUCAUGCUUGGCGCUGGUGUUUGCUGCUGGCGCCGGAGCAACGCUAUGCUACCUUUACCUUGCAUGGUGGAAGCGGCAGGAGGAUGAAGUGCGAUCUGGCGUUUUGGGUCUCAUCGGCAACACGCCGCUUGUGCGUAUCGCCAGUCUUUCGGAAGAGACAGGCUGCGAGAUCCUGGCGAAGGCCGAGAUGCUCAACCCCGGAGGCAGCGUCAAGGACCGCGUAGCGCUGCAGGUGGUGAGCGAGGCGCUGUCGGAGGGGCGGCUGGCGCCGGGGGGCCUCAUCACGGAGGGGACGGCGGGCAGCACCGGAGUCAGCCUGGCCAUGGUGGCCGCAGCGCUGGGCUGCCGCUGCGCCAUCACCAUGCCGGACGACGCCGCCAUCGAGAAGGCCACCAUGAUCCAGGCGUACGGAGCUGCCGUACAGAGGGUACGACCCGUGUCCAUCGUACAUCCCGACCACCCCGUCAACGUGGCCCGGCGGGAAGCGGUGGCCACCCCGGGAGCGCUGUUUGCCGACCAGUUUGAGAACGAAGCCAACUACCGGGCACAUGUGAAGACGGGCGAGGAGAUCUGGCGUCAGACGGGCGGCCGGCUACAUGCCUUCGUGUCGGGUGCGGGCACGGGCGGCACCAUUGCUGGGGUGUCCCGCAGUCUCAAGGCGCGCGACCCACGGGUCCGUGUGUUCCUCAUUGACCCGCCGGGCAGCUCGCUGUUCAACAAGGUGAAGCGCGGCGUGAUGUACGCGCGCGAGGAGGCGGAGGGCAAGCGGCUGCGCAACCCCUUUGACACCAUCACGGAGGGCAUCGGCAUCAACCGCCUCACAGCCAACUUCAACCGGGCUCUCGUGGACGACGCGUUCCGGGGCUCCGACCGCGAGGCUGUGGAGAUGGCGUCCUACCUGCUCCGCAACGAGGGGCUGUGGGUGGGCUCCUCCGCCGCCAUGAACUGCGUGGGCGCAGUCAAGGCGGCGCGCGCACUGGGCCCCGGCCACGUGGUCGUGACGCUGCUGUGCGACGGCGGCCACCGCCAUCUGUCCAAGUUCCACAACCCAGAGUACCUGGCGCAGAUGGGCCUUACGCCGGUGGCGCAGGGGCGGUCACUGGACUUCGUGGAGUAGGAGAGGGGUG
Astrephomene gubernaculifera is the source of this 1182-nucleotide messenger RNA. The record is from the annotation of a GenBank genome assembly. NCBI's taxonomy places the organism in Eukaryota, Viridiplantae, Chlorophyta, Chlorophyceae, Chlamydomonadales, Astrephomenaceae.